Molecule: messenger RNA, 684 nt
Organism: Aspergillus luchuensis
Lineage: Eukaryota; Fungi; Ascomycota; Eurotiomycetes; Eurotiales; Aspergillaceae
Product: copper transporter family protein
Exons: 2
Coding region: 1-684 (227 amino acids)
Biological process (GO): copper ion transmembrane transport; intracellular copper ion homeostasis
Cellular component (GO): plasma membrane
Molecular function (GO): copper ion transmembrane transporter activity
Source: RefSeq, a predicted model, not a curated record
AUGGACAUGAGCUCAAUGACCGGUAUGGACAUGGGAACCACCUCCACUACCAUGUCCGGCAUGUCAAUGGCUACCUCCACCGCGUCGUCCACAAUGGACAUGUCUAUGGGCACCUCUACCUCCAUGUCCAUGCCCAUGUCCACCUCAUCCUCUUCUUCUUCUAUGUCUAUGUCAAUGUCAAUGGUCUUCAUGAACGCCCACGAUACCCCCCUCUUCUCCAACCAAUGGACCCCGUCCUCCAGCGGCACCUACGCCGGCACCUGCAUCUUCCUCAUCGUCCUCGCCAUCAUCUCCCGCUGUCUGGCCGCCUUCAAAGCCCUCCUGGAACGCCGCUGGCUCGACGCUCACGUCAACCGUCGCUACAUCGCCGUCGCAGGGAAAUCCACCGAAGCAGGUCGCAUUGACGCUGAUCCCGAAUCCAAAGAAGCCAGUCUCAUCACGGCCCAAGGUGUCGAGGAGAAAGUCAAAGUCAUCCACAAAGCAGCCCGCGAACCUCUCCCUUGGCGAUUCAGCACAGAUCUCCCUCGCGCGCUGCUCUUUCUGGUCAUCACCGGUGUUUCUUACCUACUGAUGUUGGCCGUCAUGACCAUGAACAUCGGAUACUUCUGCUCCGUCCUAGCCGGUGCCUUCCUGGGCGAGCUUGCCGUGGGACGCUUCAUCCAGUGGAACGAGCAUGAACAUUAG